Messenger RNA from Miscanthus lutarioriparius, 846 nucleotides. Lineage: Eukaryota; Viridiplantae; Streptophyta; Magnoliopsida; Poales; Poaceae. The record is from the annotation of a GenBank genome assembly.
AUGGGUCCAGCUCGCCAUCUCCGCGGCCUCACCGCCGCCGCGGCCCUCCUCGCGGCGGCCCUCGUGCUCUCCGCCGCCGUCCCGGCCGCGAGAGCCCAGGAGGAAACCGAGCACGAGGAGGAGUUCAGCUACGUGGUCGGCGACGAGAACGGGCCGGAGCACUGGGGCAGCAUCAAGGCGGAGUGGGCCAACUGCAGCGCGGGGCGGAUGCAGUCCCCGAUCGACCUCUCCCACGAGCGCGUCUCGCUGGUGCGCUCCCUCGGCUACCUCACCCACUCCUACCGCCCCGCCGAGGCCUCCAUCGUCAACCGCGGCCACGACAUCAUGGUGAGGUUCAAGGGCGACGCUGGCAGCCUGGUGAUCAACGGCACGGCGUACUACCUGAAGCAGAUGCACUGGCACUCGCCCACCGAGCACACCGUCGACGACCGCAGGUACGACAUGGAGCUGCACCUGGUGCACGAGACCCUGGAGAACAAGGCGGCGGUGAUCGGCAUCCUCUACGAGAUCGGCGGCGAGGACCCGUUCCUGCAAGCGCUGGAGCCGUCCAUCCACCGGAUCGCCGACAGGAAGGACAGGGAGGAGCCCGUCGGCGUGGUGGACCCGCGGCGCGCGCGCGGCAGGGCCAGCGUCUACUACCGCUACAUGGGCUCCCUCACCACGCCGCCCUGCACCGAGGGGGUCAUCUGGACCGUCGUCAAGAGGGUUCGCACCGUGUCCAAGCACCAGCUGGAGCUUCUCAGGGAAGCCGUGCACGACGGCAUGGAGAAGAACGCGAGGCCGGCUCAGGACGUGAACGACAGAGAUAUCAGCAUCUUCCGUCCUAAGCCCCAUAAGCACUACUAG